AAGCCGGAGGGCGAGCAGGACCAAUCGAAGUCGGAGGUGCCCGUGCCACUAAACGAUGAAAAUCACAUCGACGGCAAGCAGAUCAUUGCUCGUCAAAUUCAGGGCACCGUUAAAUGGUUCAACGUAAAGAACGGCUAUGGGUUCAUAAACCGCGCUGACACAGGCGAAGACAUCUUUGUGCAUCAGACGGCCGUCACAAAAAAUAAUCCCAACAAAUAUUUGCGAUCGUUAGGCGAUGGAGAGAAGGUUGAAUUUGACGUUGUUGAAGGGCAAAAGGGUCCGGAAGCAGCGAACGUAACCGGACCGGACGGAACGAACGUGGAAGGGUCGAAGUAUGCGGCAGAUAAAUCGGAAGGAGGUCGAGGUGGACGUGGUUAUCGUCGACGUUUCUACUACGGUGGUUAUCGUUCAGGAAGAGGUGGUCGUCGUGCCACUUCGGAGGGCGAUAAUGCUGGUGAUACAGGUGAGGAGGGCGAUGCGGCUGAUGAGGGAGUACGUCGUCGAGGUCGAGGUGGAUAUCGUGGUCGAGGUCGUGGUCGUGGAUUCAGAGGACGCGGGGGACGUGGACGUGGUGGACAGAGACGUAGUGCUUCCGAGGGGGAACGUCACGAGAGCGUUGGAAACGGUGAGCAUACACCACCGCAAGAGAAUGGUUUCCGUGGAGGAGGUGCAGGGCGUGGAGGAACUGGUUCUCGUGGGGGACGUGGCCGAGGAGGUCGUGGACGCCGCGGGGGUCGUAUGAACGAGAAUUCACCAAAUGAAGUUGAGGAUAAGGGUAUGGUGAAUGCUGGUGACAGUAAAGGUACCAAUGCGACUACACCAUCAAACGAGCAUGCUCCAUUGGCGCAAACAAAUGACGCCAAGGAGACCGUCGUCCAGGCUUAA
This is a messenger RNA of Anisakis simplex (herring worm), 885 nucleotides long. The record is from the annotation of a GenBank genome assembly. Lineage: Eukaryota; Metazoa; Nematoda; Chromadorea; Rhabditida; Anisakidae.